AUGGUUACUAGUGACAACUCUUCCAAUUCAAGCCUCAUUUCCUCAAAAUCUUUCUCUUCCUUUGACAUGUCAUUGCCAAAUUUGGAGGCCUUUCAUGGGAUGUCAGUUUACAACGAGGAGGUCCGGUUAGCGGCUAGUACUCCGAAGAAGCCUGCAGGAAGGAAGAAAUUCAAGGAGACUCGCCACCCGGUAUAUAGGGGUGUGAGAAAGAGGAACCUAGAUAAAUGGGUGUGCGAAAUGAGGGAGCCGUGCAAGAAGACUAGGAUUUGGCUAGGGACUUUUCCCACGGCCGAGAUGGCUGCUCGAGCACAUGAUGUUGCCGCAAUGGCAUUAAGGGGCCGAUAUGCCUGUCUCAAUUUCGCCGAUUCACUGUGGAGGCUCCCGAUUCCUGCAACCUCUGAUACAAAAGAUAUACAAAAGGCGGCUACUGAAGCAGCCGAGGCUUUUAGACCAGACAAGAUUUUAAUGACUAACGACGUCGAAACAGUUGUAGCUGUGGUGGCUACAAAAGAGCUGAGUACGUUUUGUGUGGAAGUAGAAAAAGAGGAAGACGCGUUGAAUAUACCAGAUAUGUGGAGGAAUAUGGCUCUAAUGUCCCCAACACAUAGUUUUGGGUAUGAUGAUGAGUAUCAACAUAUUGAUGUACAAGACUUUCAAGAUGAUGAAGAGGAUUUCAAAAUAAGGUUUGUAACCAUUAUUUGGGUUGGGACUGGAAUUCGAAUGCAUUAA
This is a messenger RNA of Lathyrus sativus (Indian pea), 729 nucleotides long. The record is from the annotation of a GenBank genome assembly. NCBI's taxonomy places the organism in Eukaryota, Viridiplantae, Streptophyta, Magnoliopsida, Fabales, Fabaceae.